GGGAAAGGGGGCGGGGCCAGAUAUUGGAGCUGUAGGAAGUAAAAGCGUCAAUGUCAAGUCUGCAGUUUGAGCCGCUGCAUCUUUGAGCAGUAAACAACAACAACAGCAUCAGACCGGAGGAAACAUGAGCGCUCUCUCUGGAAAGAGUGUGCUGUCUUUGUGCAGACGGACCUCCAGCUCCAUCCGUGUGCUGACCAACAACACUCCUUCAGUUUUUCCUUCAGCUCAUGGACUCGCCGGGUCAUUGUUAGUUACACAGAGAGUGUGCCACUCAGCCACAAGCUCCAACCCUGGCAGCAUCAAGACCAAAAAACGGGGUUAUGACAUUACAAGAAACCCCCACCUUAAUAAGGGCAUGGCGUUUACUCUGGAGGAGAGGCAGCAGAUGGGCAUCCAUGGCCUUCUGCCUCCAUGCUUUCUCUCCCAAGAUGUUCAGGUGCUUCGUGUCAUGAAGAGCUACGAGACACGUACCAACCCACUUGACAAAUACAUUUUGCUGAUGACCCUGCAGGACAGGAAUGAAAAGCUCUUUUAUCGUUUGUUGACCUCUGACAUUGAAGAAUUUAUGCCUAUAGUUUACACUCCCACUGUGGGACUGGCCUGCCAGCAGUAUGGCCUGGCAUUCAGAAGACCACGAGGACUUUUUAUUACCAUACAUGACAAAGGCCACAUAGCCACCAUGCUAAACUCAUGGCCAGAAGACGACAUCAAGGCCAUUGUGGUAACUGAUGGUGAACGGAUCCUGGGGCUUGGAGACCUGGGUAGCUAUGGAAUGGGUAUUCCAGUGGGGAAACUGGCUCUGUAUACAGCUUGUGGAGGAGUGCCCCCUCAGCAGUGCCUACCUGUACUGCUGGAUGUGGGUACUGACAACCAGACUCUUUUGAAUGAUCCCCUGUACAUUGGACUGAAGCACAAACGAGUGAGAGGAAAAGAAUAUGAUGACCUUAUUGAAGAGUUCAUGCAGGCUGUCACAGACAAGUAUGGGAUGAACUGCCUGAUUCAGUUUGAAGAUUUUGCCAAUAGCAAUGCCUUCCGCAUUCUUAACAAGUACCGUCACCGUUACUGCACCUUCAAUGAUGACAUCCAAGGAACAGCAUCAGUGGCUGUUGCUGGCAUUCUUGCUGCUUUGAAGAUCACUAAAAACAAACUGUCUGAUCACACUUUCGUGUUUCAAGGAGCAGGAGAGGCUGCUAUGGGGAUUGCUCAUCUGCUCACCAUGGCCAUGGCUAAAGAAGGAGUGUCCCAUGCUGAUGCUGUUAAGAAGAUCUGGAUGGUAGACUCUAAAGGACUGAUUGUUAAGGGUAGAAGUCAUCUGAAUCAUGAAAAGGAGGAGUUUGCCAAUGAGCAUCCUCACAUAAAGACCUUGGAGGAGGUGGUGAAGACCAUUAAGCCUACAGCCAUUAUUGGUGUUGCUGCCAUUGGUGGAGCUUUCACAGAGACUAUUAUAAAGGACAUGGCAUCCUUUAACGAGAGGCCCAUCAUAUUUGCACUCAGCAAUCCCACCAGUAAAGCAGAGUGCACUGCAGAGCAGUGUUACACACUCACAGAGGGCCGUGGAAUCUUUGCCAGCGGUAGCCCUUUCCAGAAGGUGACGCUUGCAGAUGGGCGCACAUUUUACCCAGGCCAGGGGAACAAUGCGUACGUGUUCCCUGGUGUUGCACUUGGUGUCAUGGCCUGCGGUGUGCGUCAUAUAUCCGAUGACAUUUUCCUCACCACAGCCGAGGCAAUAGCUGGCAUGGUUUCAGAGGAAAAUCUGGCUGAAGGCAGAUUAUAUCCCCCUCUCAGCACCAUCAGAGAAGUGUCCUUCAAGAUUGCUGUUAAGAUUGUGGAUUAUGCUUAUAAACAUGAUAUUGCUUCAUGGUAUCCUGAGCCCAAGGAUAAAGAAGCCUUUGUGUUGUCACAUGUCUACAACUCUGACUAUGACUCCUUUACACUGGACUCCUACACAUGGCCAAAGGAAGCCAUGACAGUUCAGGAUGUGUAGUUUCUCUGGCUCUUAGCUAUUCCCUCAUACCUCUCAAAGGGAGUGAAGUUCCAGCACCAGGCCUCAGCUUUUAUAUUCUUAAGAUAUAUAUUUUCUUUCUCUAUAUUUACACAUUUGGCUAGUUAAAAUGAAAACACCUGACUCAUAGAACAUUGCCCCUGGUUGCAGGUGCCAAAGGGACGGCCUGUGUUAUGCUAAAGCUUGGAAUUUGGCAUCACAGCCCCCUAAAACAAGGGCACAAUUAUAAUAAAAUAGUUUUAAAUAGCUAAGUAUACAUUUUAUGUCACUCCAUGAUUAGCUCCUGACUGUUUUGUUUGAGCACUCCAGUUUAUUGUGUACAAGACCCCUCUUUUUAAAAGCGCUCCCUUCUUAAUAUGAUUUUCCUCAAGUAUUAUCUCCUGUUAAUUUGCUGGUAUCUCUUUAGGGCUGUCUUGUUUGUAUAUGGUUACUGCCAAUAGAACAAACUAAAUGCUGAUAUAAUGAAUUGAAGAUUUCAAUCAAUAGAAAUGUAUUUUUGUUUGGAUCAAAGAUCAAAACUUUGAUUCUGUUCGACUUUGUUGCUUUAAUUGUAAAAUCCAUGUUCUAUAUUGUCUUAUCAAUAUUACCAAAUAUCGGCUAUAUUUAAGAAUGACUUAUGUGCUGACAUCAAACAGAUUUCUGUUUAUGCUAUGAUGUACCACAUAAGUCCUUAAUGGAUAGUUCAGAAGUUUUAGUACUGUUCUGAGUUCAAUUUAAAGGAUUGUUGCAGUUUAUUAUAAUUUUCUAAACAUUAGUUAUUAGCGGCACACUACAAAAUAAUUCUAUUUUCAGAUAUUAAAGGAAAGGGCAAACAACUGUUUUGAAUAAAUAAUAAAAUCACA
This is a messenger RNA of Silurus meridionalis, 2844 nucleotides long. RefSeq names its product malic enzyme 3, NADP(+)-dependent, mitochondrial (gene me3). The transcript has 15 exons. Gene Ontology annotation, molecular function: malate dehydrogenase (decarboxylating) (NAD+) activity; NAD binding; malate dehydrogenase (decarboxylating) (NADP+) activity. Gene Ontology annotation, biological process: pyruvate metabolic process; malate metabolic process. The record is from RefSeq and is a predicted model, not a curated record. The coding region runs from base 125 to 1984 and encodes 619 amino acids. Lineage: Eukaryota; Metazoa; Chordata; Actinopteri; Siluriformes; Siluridae. Gene Ontology annotation, cellular component: mitochondrion.